Molecule: messenger RNA, 1545 nt
Organism: Exophiala spinifera
Lineage: Eukaryota; Fungi; Ascomycota; Eurotiomycetes; Chaetothyriales; Herpotrichiellaceae
Exons: 1
Coding region: 1-1545 (514 amino acids)
Biological process (GO): xenobiotic detoxification by transmembrane export across the plasma membrane
Cellular component (GO): membrane
Molecular function (GO): antiporter activity; xenobiotic transmembrane transporter activity
Source: RefSeq, a predicted model, not a curated record
AUGGACGACACCAUAAGCGAGAUUCCCAACGAGCACACCAGGCUCUUACCCAAGAAGCAAGAUGGCGACGACCAUUCUACAAGUCAAGGGGAGGGCGAGCUCCUCGACAUCCUCCCCGAGGAUGCAACGCCCUCUCGGACGCUCAUUCUGCAUGAAUUCUGGGUGUUGUUCCGAGGGUCGAUCCCAGUAAUCCUCGCCUACACCCUGCAGAACUCGCUGCAAACAAUUUCAAUCCUUAUCGUUGGACGAGCAUCGCCUCAAGAUCUGUCGACAGCCGCUUUCUCAUACAUGUUCGCAAUGUGUUCCGGAUGGCUGAUCGGUAUGGGCGGAUCAACAGCACUAGAUACCCUCGCGUCGUCGACCUUCACCGGAAGCAAGAACAAGCACGACCUCGGCAUUUUGCUACAACGAGGUUUUGUUGUUCUGACUCUGUUCUACAUUCCAAUCGCUAUCAUCUGGGCGUGCUCGGAGCCGAUCUUCAGGGCGCUCGGCCAGAGUCCUCAGCUCUCCCGUGACAGUGCCAGAUUCUUGACGUGCCUCAUACCGGGUGGUCUGGGCUAUAUCUAUUUUGAGACGAUGAAGAAGUACCUUCAGGCCCAGGAAAUCAUGCGACCGGGGACCUAUGUUCUGUUGAUCACAUCGCCGAUCAGUGCACUCCUGAACUACUUGUUCGUCUACGUUGCUGGCUGGGGUAUCUUGGGUGCGCCUUUUGCCACUGGAAUUGGCUACUGGCUAUCUUUCCUAGGUCUGGUGCUGUAUGCUAAGUUCGUGGCUGGUGGAGAGUGCUGGGGCGGUUGGAGCAAGAGGUGUCUUCAGAACAUAGGCACAUUCGCCAAGCUGGCCAUUUUGGGCUUCAUCCACGUCGGUACCGAGUGGUGGGCGUUCGAAAUCGUGGCCCUCGCGGCUGGCCGGCUGGGCGAGAUCCCUCUCGCGUCUCAAAGCGUCAUCAUGACUGCAGACCAGGUCAUGAACACCAUUCCGUUCGGCAUUGGAGUUGCCGCCAGUGCUCGGGUGGGCAAUAUGUUGGGAUCUAAGAACGCCAGAGGAGCUGCUCGGGCGGCCAACGUCGCCGCGUGGUUGAGCAUGAUCAUGGGGGCUCUUGUCCUUGCUGUCUUGAUGGGCACGAGGAACCACUUUGCGAAGAUCUUCAAUGACGAUGAGAGGGUGAUCAAACUCACAGCUCACGUGUUGCCAUAUGUCGCCCUGUUUCAGAUUGCAGAUGGCCUGAAUGGCAGCUGUGGAGGGUCUCUACGAGGCAUGGGCCGGCAGCACAUCGGAGCCGCGGUCAAUGUCUUCAGCUACUAUUGUGGUGCACUCCCGCUGGGCAUCUGGCUUGCAUUCCACGGCUGGGGCCUACCAGGUCUCUGGGUCGGCCAGUGCAUUGCAUUGUACAUUGUUGGCAUUCUGGAAUGGGUCAUCGUCGCUUUCAGCAACUGGGAGCACCAGGUGGAGAAGGCAUUCGAGCGCAUGGACAAAGAUGAGCUGGUUGAGACUGGCAAUGCUGGAGCAUCGGUGCCAGCGCCGGCGGGGAACGGACCACUGUAG